Guyanagaster necrorhizus is the source of this 2069-nucleotide messenger RNA. Its product is annotated as P-loop containing nucleoside triphosphate hydrolase protein. Gene Ontology annotation, biological process: mitotic DNA replication checkpoint signaling; DNA replication initiation. Gene Ontology annotation, cellular component: nucleus. The coding region runs from base 55 to 1923 and encodes 622 amino acids. NCBI's taxonomy places the organism in Eukaryota, Fungi, Basidiomycota, Agaricomycetes, Agaricales, Physalacriaceae. The transcript is spliced from 3 exons. The record is from RefSeq and is a predicted model, not a curated record. Gene Ontology annotation, molecular function: DNA replication origin binding; ATP hydrolysis activity.
CUUUACCCUAGUACCACCACCUGGUCAGUCGCAAUAUCUUCAUCGUUACUGGUAAUGCAGACACCACGGUCGACACGCUCUUCGACUCUCGGCAAACGCACUCACUGCAGUGAACUGCCAUCGCCAGAUCCAACGCCUAGCUAUAAGCGACCAAAGACGACAAUCACCGUCCUCGAUGGCGACGAUAACAAGGAGAAUAUCCCUCCCUGUCUCAUUCGCGCUGUGAAUGCGGAUGCCCCUUCGCCAAUUUCAGCAAGAGCAACGCGAGCGCUCAGGAGAACGACGACAGAGAUUGAAGUUACACCAUCUCGUCGACGCGCGCAGCGUCAUACCUCUGCCUCUUCUUUGAUUCCUUCUCCCCCGACGUCACCUACACCUGUGUCACAAGCUGCGAUAAGCACACCUCCUAUGCCUACUAUAGUCUUACCUGUCCAUGUCAGGGCACGCGCGCUACUUCGUGCGACAUGUGAUGAUGCAGUAGAUAUGCCGGCACGUGAUGAUGAGCGCGCGAUCAUUAGCGCCUUUAUCGCGAGUUUCGUGGCUGCUUCGUCUCUGGACUCCGAUGAUGUAGAUCGUUCUGCUAGCCUCUACAUUUCUGGGGCACCGGGGACCGGGAAGACAGCCCUCAUCAAUUCAAUUCUGCGUUCUCUGGACGCUUUGAAUGACGUCGAGGUCAUCACAAUCAAUUGCAUGGCGCUAAGUAGUAUUGAGGCGUUGUGGGAACGGCUGUAUGAGAAGUUCGAGGAGACGAAGAAGCCAUCUGGUCGAACAAAGAAGGCUGCAAGAGGGAAAGAUCCCGUGGAAGCCUUGUUCCAUAAUCUAAAAACCAAACGUCUCUUGGUAUUGGAUGAAUUGGACCUUAUAACUACCACAUCCCAGUCACUGACGACUCUGUUCUCUCUUCCGAUCGCCAACCCCUCCGUUAUACGUAUCAUUGGCAUCGCUAACACUCAUACCUUGACAUCAUUUGCCGCUUCGUUCUCGUCAUCCGUACAGACUCUUCACUUCUCUCCUUACACACCGGCUCAGUUGCUGCAAAUUAUCGAAGCAAGGUUGGUCACUUUGCGUAAUGAUGAAGCUGAGGCGGAACAGGUCAAAAAGCUCCUUCCUGCUCCUGCCUUGACAUUGUUGACAAAGAAGGUCGCGGCUAUGACCGGAGACGUUAGAAGUCUCUUCGAAGCUUUACGUAGGACAAUCGAUGCCGCUGUCACGUCUCGCAAGGGCAACGGAUGUCCUUCCAUUACGCCUGCCCAUGUUCUCGCCGCUCUUAAAACCCAUGGACCAUUGCACCAGAAAUCUUUAGCACACUCUUCCACGCCCUCCAAUCCGAGUUCAAGCGACAGUGAAAUCGUAUCAAAUGUCAAGUCCUUGGGCCUUCAAGCACGCCUUGUUCUUCUCCUGAUCUUGCUAUCCUCCAAGCGAAUUGAAGCCGGCUUACCACUCACCUUGACCACUGCAGCGAAGUCCCCAUCAAAAUCCACAGGAGUAGAGACAUCACACCUGUUCAUCUUUUACUCAGCGGUGUUGCAGCGUGGUGAUAGCGAUGUGUUCACGCCCAUCUCAUAUAGUGAAUUCGUGGACUUGAUUGGUAUGCUAGAUGGGGUUGGUCUGGUAUCUGCUACAUCUACCAUUGAAUCCCCUCGUGGCAAAGGUGGCAAGCGUUCUCUCACCAGGACAUCGUCGGGAAUCAUGACCGGGCAUGUACAAAUUGCCUCAGGGGUUCGACCUGACGAAGUCUUAAGGGGUUUGGGCGUCAAAAAUGCCGAUGCAGAGGUGUCGGAUGAUGUGAUGGAAGAGGAGGUGUCUACCCUAUGGCAUCGAGAGGCGGCUCGGAUGAGUAGGGAGAUGAAGGCUAUGAAUGAGGCCAGAUCACAGGAGCGACGUAAUCCGGCUCAUUUUUCAGAUGCGAUGGAAGAUAAAUAAAACGUCUUCCCCGUCUGGUUUACUAUGACCAUUAUUGCAUUCAUUCAUCACGGUUAGGCCGUCCAAAAGGUUGUAUCAAUAGUCAACUGCUUGUUUAUAUGGACCAUGUAAAAUAUACCAUGUCAACUUACUGCUGUCGUUGUAUG